GCCCUCAGCAGCAGCUAGCACGCGGAGAAAAUGAACACAAGUGAGUCAGAGACUAUAGCAGCAUGUCCCUAGGUGCUUUUCUGACCUUCCAGGAAAUCUUCACUAUUGCCGUCAGUCUCCAGCGACCUCUCAGCACCAUGAAAGUUGUGGUCCAUCUUUCCCGCGGCAGCAGCUAGGAGAGCAUGGCACCCCUGUGUCGGUUCACACAAUCUAGUGCAAGUCUUUAUCUUGCUUGUGCUAAGGUUGUGCCUGGCAAGAAGAGGAAGUACACGACUGUUUCAUAUGUCGACGUUGGAUUUUGAGGCGAGGUCCAAAGCAAAUUGGUUCUGUUCCUGCCAAGGACUGGAAUCUUACCUCUGGUACCCAGCCCGGCCUCAGAGUCCCCACUGACAGUUGCCAUCCCUGAGACUGAGCUCAGUCUGAUUUCUUAAGCCUUUGCCUGUUGCCCAGUGUCGGUACCGGGGUUGCUCCUAUGGGAACCCAACCCGAUUACCUCCUCUGGGCCCUUCUACCAACAAUGAACCUGACUCAUGACUAAUGCAUUCUGCACUAACCAGGAUUUAUUUGGAAAACAGAAAACCUUUAGCUAUUUCAAGAAGAAAGUGAUUUGAUACAAGAGUUGGAGGCUUACUAAGGAACUGGAGAGGCCGGCAGUCACCUUUAUCGAAAUGGGGCGGAUAGUAACAUAAAGAAAGAACCGCCGGUGAUCUCAGCUACCUGCCGUAGCCAGAAGCACCUGGCGACACCUCCCAUUGCUCAUCUGCCAAAGCUCACACACCUGCCUGCCACCACCACACUGGGCAUUGGCUUCUCUCCUGCCCCGUGAGUGUGUCCUGUUUGUGUGGCCUCACUCUCAACCUCGAUGACACAAAGCCUGGAGAAGGUAGCUCACACACUUCUAGCCUCAGAGAUACUGGGAACAGCGUAAAAGAAAGAACAUAGUGCUGAGUAGCUUACUGAUAGUACAGGCUGUAUCCUGUCUCUAGAAAUUUUCUGAAGCUGAGUAUUGAGCCUUUAAGUAGGACACUUAAAGAGGACAGUGUUACUCCUCCAAAGUCAAAGAUGCUAAGAAAAACAUUUCUUAUCUGCAGCUCUGUAACGGUGGCCUUGCAGAUGCCACUGCCCCGGAAGCUCUGGUGCUGUCCAGCCACCGUCGACCCCACCGUGUUCUUCAAUGUCACCGUGGAUGGCAAGCCCUUGGGCCAUGUCUCCUUUGAGCCGGUUGCAGACAAAGUUUCAAAGACAGCAGAAAACUUUCGUGCUCGGAGCACUGGGGAGAAAGGAUUUGGUGAUAAAGGUUCCUGCUUUCGCAGGAUUAUUUGGGAAUUUCUGUGCCAGGACUGUGCCUGCACAUGCCAUAAUGGCACUGGUGGCCAGUCCAUCUAUGGGGAGAAAUCUGACGAUGAGAAUUUCAUCCUGAAGCACACGGGUCCUGGCAUCUUGUCCAUGGCACAUGCUGGACCCAACACAAAUGCUUCCCAGGUUUUCAUCCCCACUGCCAAGACUGAGUGGUUGGAUGGCAAGCAUGUGGCCUCUGGCAAGGUGAAAGAGGGAAGGAAUGUUGUAGAAGCCAUGGAGGGCUUUGGCUCCAGGAAUGCCAAGGCCAACAGGAAGACCACUAUUGCUGACCAACACUUGACUUGUGUUUUAUCUUAACUACCAGACCAUUGCUUGUGUAGCUCAUGAAGGCACCCCUUCACCCCCAUCUGCUGGAAAUAUCCUAUAAUCUCUGUGCUCUCGCUGCAGUUCUGUGGGUUCCAUAUUUUCCUAAUACUCCCCUCCAGGUCUAGCUGGAUUGUGGAGUUAUGUUUAUGAUAAUGAAAGAAAAACUAAACAGCAACAAUAACACCAACCAAAGAUUCUGUAAUGGUUCUAAUAGUGGAUGUGAAUCACUUGUAUCAAGUGAUUUGAUACAAGAGUUGGAGGCUUACUGACUAGUCCAAGCAGAACUACCAGGAAAAUUGGGCAACUCUCUGUACCCACACCCUUACUCUGCGCAGUAUAGUUGUACCCUGAGAUUUCCUUAUUUCCUGGUAAAAUAUGUACCACACUUUAGUCAGCUGACUCAGUGUCUGUUCUACUCCUGUAUGCCAAGGUCACAGUCUUGGAUACGUUUUGGGCUAAGUCUGCUCCUCCAGAGACGAGUCUUGGAAAAAGUCCCCAGGAGGCAGUGGGGACUGGCCAGUGGGUCAUCCCUGAGUACCUGCUCCAUCACAUAGUCGUCCAGGGCAUGGGACUUGGCUGAGUGCUAACACCACUGUGGCUGUUGCUUUUAGUGGCAUAUUAUACUUGUCAUCUGAUUCACAACAUUUGCUUCCAGAAGCUGUGCUUUUGGCCUGGGUGCAAGACUAAAAGGCUGAAGCAACCAUGAAAUUGACCUAAUGCUGUUUAAAAAUGUUACUGCUUCUUACGAGUCAUGAAGUCUGAUUUACUCCUCAUAGAAUGCUAAUAAUCAGGUUUCUUUUCAUCGCAAAGUGAAAUAGUCUUUGUAUAUUCAUGAUUAGGUAUUGGGAAGGAAAUUUUACUCUGUUUAGUAGAUUAACUAAUAGUAAAUAUGAAGCCGUGAUGUAUUUUUUUUCCCUCAAGAACAUUUCAUAAAACCAGAACUCAGUAAAGCCAGUUGUUCUUUUGGAUAAGCCAAAUAAAAGGUGUUCUACCUAAGCACCUAGGGACUCUUGAUUUAAUCUAACUGAAAUAUUAACUUCAAUUUUUUUAAGACUUCAAUAACUGAUAGUUCUAAUUUAUUUCUUCUGAGAAAUUUGUGUUGGAAUUCUAAUCGAUAUUAUUCUAACGAUUAAAAAAAUUCUGGUUGGAAAGUAGAGAUAUAUCUACUAUUAAAAU
Messenger RNA from Herpailurus yagouaroundi (jaguarundi), 2841 nucleotides. RefSeq names its product peptidyl-prolyl cis-trans isomerase A-like. Gene Ontology annotation, biological process: protein peptidyl-prolyl isomerization; protein folding. Gene Ontology annotation, cellular component: cytoplasm. The record is from RefSeq and is a predicted model, not a curated record. NCBI's taxonomy places the organism in Eukaryota, Metazoa, Chordata, Mammalia, Carnivora, Felidae. Bases 1063 to 1656 code for a protein of 197 amino acids. The transcript has a single exon. Gene Ontology annotation, molecular function: cyclosporin A binding; peptidyl-prolyl cis-trans isomerase activity.